Messenger RNA from Bombus huntii, 1510 nucleotides. RefSeq names its product endoplasmic reticulum-Golgi intermediate compartment protein 2. The transcript has 6 exons. Lineage: Eukaryota; Metazoa; Arthropoda; Insecta; Hymenoptera; Apidae. The record is from RefSeq and is a predicted model, not a curated record. Gene Ontology annotation, cellular component: COPII-coated ER to Golgi transport vesicle; endoplasmic reticulum; membrane. Gene Ontology annotation, biological process: retrograde vesicle-mediated transport, Golgi to endoplasmic reticulum; endoplasmic reticulum to Golgi vesicle-mediated transport. Bases 215 to 1393 code for a protein of 392 amino acids.
UGUUGAACAUUUGUAUCAAAGUCUGUUACUUGUAAUAUGUGACUACUUGACCCAUGGAACUUAAUAUAUGUAUUUGAAAUAUUGUAUACUAGACAUGCAUGUGUAUUUGUAAAUAUGUACAUACUAUUCAUGUUAAAUGUAACAUUAAGGUUAAUAGAAUUUAGUUAGAGAAUAAAUGUUAUAUACUAAUAUCUGAAUUAUAAAAACUGUUAAAAUGUUACGAAGACGGAAUAUUAAUAUUAAAACUGUCAAAGAAUUGGAUGGAUUUCCUAAAGUUCCUGAACCAUAUGUAGACAAAACUGCAGUUGGAGGAACAUUCUCUAUAUUUACAAUCUGCACUAUUGCAUAUUUAAUAAUAGCUGAAACAAGUUAUUAUCUUGACAGCAGACUACAAUUUAAAUUUGAAACAGACACAGAUAUUGAUGCAAAAUUGAAAAUAAAUAUUGAUAUCACUAUUGCUAUGACAUGUAGCCGUAUUAGUGCUGAUGUCUUAGAUUCUACAUAUCAAAAUAUAAUUGGACAUGAAUCAUUAGAACAAGAAGAUACAUGGUGGGAAUUGACACAAGAGCAGAGAUCUCACUUUGAAGCUUUAAAAAAUGUGAAUUCUUAUCUAAGAGAGGAAUACCAUGCGAUUCAUGAAUUAUUAUGGAAAUCUAAUCAAAUUACUUUAUAUAGUGAAAUGCCAAAACGGACCCAUCAGCCUAGUUAUCCACCAAAUUCAUGUCGCAUUCAUGGCAGUUUAAAUGCUAACAAGGUUGCUGGAAAUUUUCAUAUAACAGCUGGAAAAUCAUUAUCAUUUCCUAUGGGGCAUAUACAUAUUUUAGCUUUCAUGACGGACGAAGACUAUAACUUUACUCAUAGGAUAAAUAAAUUUUCAUUUGGAGCACCUAGUCCAGGUAUUAUUCACCCAUUAGAAGGGGAUGAAAAAAUUGCUGACAACAAUAUGAUUUUAUAUCAGUAUUUUGUGGAAGUGGUUCCCACAGAUAUACAGACUCUACUGAGCACUUCCAAAACUUAUCAGUAUAGCGUAAAAGAUCAUCAAAGACCAAUUGAUCACCAAAAAGAAUCUCAUGGAAGUCCAGGAAUUUUUUUUAAAUAUGAUAUGAGUGCUCUUAAAAUAAAAGUUACUCAACAACGUGAUACAGUGUGUCAAUUUCUAGUGAAAUUAUGUGCCACUGUUGGAGGUAUUUUUGUUACAAGCGGUAUGAUAAAAAGUAUUGUACAAAGUUUUUGGUAUAUUUUGUGUUGCAAAUUUUUUGCAACCAAGGAAAACAAAAAUGACCAAAAGUACCCCAUUCCACCUACUACUUCAAACUAUCAAUCGUUUGACACAGCAAAUCUUCUGAAUAUUUCAGCUCCAGAAAAUGUGGAUAUUGUGUUUAAACCUCAAUAAAGGUAAUCUUUUAAUUAGAUAUUAAAAUAACUUUUAAAUAUACGAAGCUAAUAAUCAAUAAAUAUGUUUGUAACUGUUCUGUAUAUACCAAUAAAAUUAAUAGCGAUUUUAUAUUUA